Molecule: messenger RNA, 1997 nt
Organism: Trichoderma asperellum CBS 433.97
Lineage: Eukaryota; Fungi; Ascomycota; Sordariomycetes; Hypocreales; Hypocreaceae
Source: RefSeq, a predicted model, not a curated record
AUUUCUGUUUAUUUCAAUAUUUAUGGGGGGACGUCACUCGUGGUACAGCGGCUCUAGCGCCUGAAGCACGGCCCCCGGUUUACAACAAGCUCUAAUAGAUGCAUAAGACACUCUAGGCUGGCGCCUCUCCUCUCAUGCACGCACUUGUGAUUCAACGCAGCUCAACGCUUCCUCGUUGCCCGCCAUCACGCCCUCCUGGCCGUGGUUCGUGCUGCCUUCAUUGGCCGUUGCCGGGAAACCCUGCUCUGGACGGGGCCUGGGGAAUGACGCUCGCAGGUCGCGGCAGCAACUAGCAGGCCAGCAUCCAGCGUGCAAAGAUGCCCGCAAGGACGAAUCCCAUGCAACGAUGGCUCGCCUCAAUCCUGCCGCCAUAACGCCAGCGCCGGGCCACGAGCCAUUCACGCUCCAGCCUCUUAUCGGCGCCAUGCUUCAGACUCGCCGCUGCAUCCCGGGCUCCAUUUUCAUGGUCGAGGCCAUCGACGUGAUGCCUGUGGCGGCUGCAUCGCCGGAUGAGGACGACACGCAUGCUAUCCGAUUGGUGCUGGGAGACGGGGAGCUGUGUAUUCAGGCAUUGUUGCAUCCCGACAUGUUUUACCUGGUAGAGAAGAGGGAUGUAUUCGUGGGAUGCUGCGUCAGGGUGGGGGACUUCCUGAUGCGGCUGGAAGAGCCAGAUGGGGGUGGCGUCUUUGCAGAAGAAGGGGAAGACGACGAGGACGAUGAUGAGGAGAGGAGACAGGAGAGAGACAAAGAGGGUGCAAAGGCCAUGGCAUAUCUGAUUGUGAACGAGCUGGAGACUGCUGGAUGGAAUGAGACGUACAUGGCAUUGUGGCGAAACCAUGAGAAGAGCAACAAUGCCACGGAUGAUGCCAGCACCAAAGGGGCAGCAGUCAUGGAAGAGGAGGAAGACCGAGUCCAGGGGGCAGCGCCAGACGAGGCACACGUUACCCCCAAGGCGUCUGCGCAAAAGAGCAGCAAUGUCGUCAGAUUCGCGGGUCUGCCAGAGUCACCGUCAGUCAGGGCUCCUACCAGAACUCCUACCAGAACCCCUACCAGAACCCCUACGGAUAUGCAGGUCAAAGUACAGCAGCACGGAAAAGCCAAAGUCAGCUUCAAGUUGCCGGAACAUUCAAUCCGCGACUUUGACAAUGACGACAACGGGGCUGAUGACGACGAUGAUGACGAUGAGGACCUGGAGGGCGCAUUCGAAGCAUUCGAAGCACGCACAUUUCCCCUUCGAAAUGUUGGUUCUGGUAACAGCACUGCUGCUACCACUAGCACCACGCCCAAGACACCAUCAUCAGAUGCAAGGGAGAUGGUGGCGGCAGUAGGCGACAUUAACACCGACAAGUUGCAGCAGCAGCAGCAGCAGCAGCCCAUUGCGCUGCCUAAAGACUGGCAUAACCACCAGGUUCCCCUCAAGCUCACAACCCUGCGCCUAAUCCCGCAUCUCCCUUAUGCACAGAACUGGUCUGUCAACGUGCUCGCCAUCGUCGCCUCCCUUUCACCCGUGGAGCCCUCGCAUCUGCCGCCGGGAAAGCAGCGAACAGCACGCCUCGCCGACCCUUCGACCGCGAAACAGGUGCAUCUGACAGUAUUUCUGGACCCGGACGGUUUCACACCGAAAGUAGGCAGCGCGGUGUUGCUCGUCGGCGUGAAGAACCACCGUUUUGACGGCGGUAGCUUGAAAAAGUAUGCUAGCGAUGGGAAGAGAGAUGCUGGCGAGAAGGGGUGGUGGUUUGAGGACCCCUGGGAGCUGGAGUGGCUGGACGUCGCAGGGAUUAAGAGCUGGUGGAAAGGCAUGGAAGAGUAUUACAGGCAGACGGGAUCGGCACGAAGCGUAGGCCUGGAGUAAGAACAAAAAAAGCACUACUGCUAGCAUGGCGGAGGAGAACGUGGGGGAUCAAUCGUAUGACUUUUUUUUUUCUUUCCUCGUACUUUUAACUUUUGCUUUCAUCUUUUAAUCUUUAUUAUAGAACACUACAUGGUCUAAUUCUGAC